ACCACCAGAUGAAUAAUUUAUAGGUUAAUGAUCAUAACCUAGUUGUUAAAGAUUCCAUGGGAAAGAUUAUUCAGUCACAAUAUGUGGACUUGGACAAUGUUACGAGCAACCUGAGAAGCUUCUAUGUCAAGGCAUAUACUGGAAUUUCACCUAAAAAGGCUCCCAAUUACUGGCUUUUCUUUCAAGCAUCUGUGCCACCCCUGGGAUGGAAUACUUUCUUCAUUUCUAAAACAUCUCAGAAAGGAAAUGGUAGAACUAUGUAUGUGUCUACGAUGGAAAGUCCAAAAGAAGAGACAAUUGAAAUUGGGCCAGGAAACUUUAAGUUGUCCUUUUCUACAGCAUCUGGGCAACUUAAACGCAUGUUCAAUUCUAAAUCGAGGAUUGAUAUACCAGUACAACAAAGCUAUCUUUGGUAUGCUUCAAGUCCGGGAGAUGCUGAUCCCCAGAGUUCCGGUGCAUACAUUUUUCGACCUAAUGGAUCGCCGCCUCAAGUUGUCUCGAGAUCAGUGAGUGAUCUUUUCUCUAGCUAAGAAUAGUUGUUUCUUUAACUGUAUAGGUGUUCCAAGUGA
Molecule: messenger RNA, 569 nt
Organism: Olea europaea var. sylvestris
Lineage: Eukaryota; Viridiplantae; Streptophyta; Magnoliopsida; Lamiales; Oleaceae
Product: probable alpha-mannosidase At5g66150
Exons: 4
Coding region: 57-530 (157 amino acids)
Biological process (GO): mannose metabolic process
Molecular function (GO): carbohydrate binding; alpha-mannosidase activity
Source: RefSeq, a predicted model, not a curated record